CAGUGAAAUUCUACUGUACAGGUACGAAUGGGUGGAAUCCAGAAGUGUUGAUCCGCUCAGUUGCGCGUGUGAUGGAGCUGUUUAACUCUCCUGUUCAAAGACGAAUUAACUUCGCAUUGCCACUUUUUCUUUUUGAUCUGUUUGGACUCCAUACUGAACUUUUUAAACUAAGUAACGUUACUUUAAGGAAUGACUGACACGAACUGAGUUUGAAACGGGUUUUGUGGCGGACUUUUAUUAAAGUACAACAUUUAACACAUUUUAUGUUUCUCGUCUUGGUUUUGGUCUUGAGUUAAAGGGAAUAAUCAUGCCUGAUCAACUGACAGUACCGGAGUUUAUGGACAUUACCAAUGAGGACUAUAAAGCACCUACAACAUCGGUGUUCUGCACGCGCAUGGCUCACUGUAGGAAUACAGUUGGCGCUUUGGAAGAGGCAUUGGAUCUGGACCGCAGUGUGCUGCACAAAAUAAAAAAGUCAGUCAAGGCCAUAAACAGCUCUGGUCUGACUCACGUAGAGAAUGAGGAGCAGUACAUCCAGGCACUGGAGAGGUUUACGGAUAACACUGUGUACAAAGAUGACCCUGAGAUGUCCGAUUACUUCCUCAGAUUUGCUAGUUUCACUAAGGAGCUCACUGGUCUCUUUAAGAACUUGCUGCAGAACAUGAAUAAUAUCAUCACUUUUCCACUAGACAGUCUGCUAAAGGGAGACCUUAAAGGAGUCAAAGGGGAUCUGAAAAAGACUUUUGAUAAAGCAUGGAAGGAUUACGAAACCAAACUGGGCAAGAUUGAGAAAGAAAAACGGGAACAUGCCAAACAGCACGGUCUGAUCAGAACAGAGAUCAGCGGAGGAGAGAUUGCAGAAGAAAUGGAGAAAGAGCGACGCGUCUUUCAGCUUCAGAUGUGUGAAUAUCUCAUUAAGGUGAAUGAAAUUAAAGUCAAGAAGGGAGUUGACCUGCUCCAAAACCUCAUCAAAUACUUUCAUGCCCAGUGCAAUUUCUUCCAGGAUGGGUUAAAAGUUGUGGACAAACUGAAACCUUUCAUGGAAAAACUCGCCACAGACUUAACUGCAAACAAGCAGACACAAGAUGCAGAAAGAAAACAGCUAAUGCAGCUGAGAGAUAUUCUCAAAUCUGCCCUACAGUCAGAGUGUAAGGAGGACCUCCAGUCAAAGCAGAAUGCAGGCUAUAGUCUUCACCAGCUGCAGGGCAAUAAAGCUCACGGCACUGAGCGCUCUGGAAUGCUCCUCAAACGCAGCGAAGGACUGAGGAAGGUUUGGCAGAAAAGGAAGUGCACUCUGAAAAAUGGAUUAUUGACUAUUUCUCAUGGAACGGCCAAUGCACCGCCAGCAAACCUGAACCUCUUAACCUGCCAAGUGAAGUGUAACCCAGAUGAGAAAAAAUGCUUUGAUCUUAUAUCACAUGACAGAACGUAUCACUUCCAGGCAGAGGACGAAGCAGAGUGCCAAAUAUGGGUGUCUGUGCUCCAGAAUAGUAAAGAGGAGGCACUGAACAACGCCUUUAAGGAUGAUCAGAAUGAGGGAGAGAACAACAUCGUGCGGGAGCUGACCAUGGCUAUUGUGGGAGAGGUGAAGAAGAUGAGUGGCAAUGACGUGUGCUGUGACUGUGGAGCUUCCAAUCCAACAUGGCUCUCCACAAACCUGGGUGUGUUGAUUUGCAUCGAAUGCUCUGGAAUCCAUCGGGAAAUGGGAGUCCACUACUCCAGAAUACAAUCUCUGACACUGGAUGUCUUGGGCACAUCUGAACUCUUGCUUGCUGACAGUGUGGGCAAUGCAGGAUUCAAUGAAAUCAUGGAAGCAAACCUGUCAGCAGAGAUCCCCAAACCCAACCCUUCUAGUGACAUGCAGGUCCGAAAAGACUUCAUUACAGCCAAAUACACAGAGAAGCGCUUCGCUCAGAAGAAGUAUGCAGAUAACGCGGCCCGGCUGCAUGCACUGUGUGAUGCGGUAAAGUCCCGGGACAUCUUCUCUCUGAUCCAGGUGUAUGCUGAAGGAGUGGACCUGAUGGAGACCAUUCAACAAACUAACCAACAUGAACCUGGUGAGACAGCGCUACAUCUUGCAGUACGAAUGGUGGACCGGAACUCUCUCCAUAUUGUGGACUUCAUUGUACAGAACAGUGGUAAUUUAGACAAGCAGACUGCCAAAGGAAGCACAGCGCUGCACUACUGCUGCUUGACUGACAAUAGUGAAUGUAUGAAGCUGCUACUGCGGGGGAAAGCAUCUGUCACCAUUACUAAUGAUGCAGGAGAGUCUCCUCUGGAUCUGGCAAAGCGUCUCAGACACACAAAAUGCGAGGAGCUGCUGACUCAGGCACAAACAGGGAAGUUCAACGUCCAUGUGCAUGUGGAGUAUGACUGGCGUCUGCAUAACGAUGACCUGGACGAGAGUGAAGAUGAGAUGGAAGACAAGCCUAUUCCCAACAGGCGUGAGGAGCGUCCAGUUAGCUGUAUUAUUCCAGGGACUGGCCCCAUGAAGCCCGACAUGAGCGCCCUGGCACGGGACGUGGCUAAUGUGGUCAAUAACAAGCAGAGGGCUUUUAUUCCUAGCAUGAUCUGCAAUGAGACUUACGGCACCAUGCUUGAUGUUAAUCCACCACCUUUGGGUUUACCAGGGAUGCCGGGUUUUCCUCCUCUACCGCUUCGUACCUUGGGAAGGGGGUGGAGUCCUCCAGCGGAGAUGGUCGGGAGGCAGAGAUCUUGCUCAGACCCUUCAAACCCUCAGAGUCCAGACAAAAACAUCUCAGUGUAUGUGCUCCCCCCUGCUCCACCACCUCCUCCUGCGGCCAAGAGACCACUGCCUCCAGAUCCAAAGGCAGCUCUUCCCCAAGUGCCUCCGGUUCCAUCUGCACCCUCUGCUCCCCCAGUAAUACCACCCGCUCCAGCUAGACCAGCGCCCAUAGUGCCACCAGCUCCAGUGUUGCCCACGUCAUUUUCAUAUAAACCCCCACCUCCUCCUGUACCACCACAGCCUAAAGCCCCUGCACCCAAACCAGUAAAAACCCCCACUAGGGAUCCUGUUGGUCCUUUUAGUAAAGAUGCUAAUGUAAAUAAAGCUCCACCCACUGUCCCCCGACCAAGUGACAAAACAGAUUCUGGGCCAUCAUCUGCCUCCGCACCAGCUCCUGUCCCUACUCCCAAACCCAGAAUGGCCCCACCUAAACAGAGACCUAAGAGAGUAAAGGCCCUGUAUAACUGUCAGGCUGAUAAGCCAGAUGAACUCACCUUCUCUGAAGGAGAGGUGAUAAUAGUGGAUGGAGAGGAGGACAAGGAGUGGUGGGUGGGCCACAUUGACGGGGAGCCAAACAGGAAGGGCGUUUUUCUGGUCUCAUUUGUUCACUUCAUCACUGACUGAUGUCAUACAUUGUUGUCUUACGAAGAUCACAGGAAACCUGAGACCGCUGAUUAUUUAACUAGUCGCCUUCCAUAUGCCUGGAUGGUGGUGUACGGGACAUUCACAAACAUAAGACCUCAGGAAACGGCUCACUUUAUCAAUUAUUCCGAUUCCAAGUGCAAUUACCUCUAACUUUAAUGCAGAAAUGAUGUAUGAACUGUGAUGAGUGCUAUGCUUUAUAUGGGGACCAUUUGUUUUUAUAAACUGUAAUAUUGUUGGAUCCUUACUUUUAUCUUUAUAGAGCUUUUUUAUCUAUAUCAGUUGCAGAGCAACUCUUAUUUUGCAAGUGCAAUUAAGUGACAUGUAGCUUGCAUACAAGUAUGUUCUGCGAGUUCUGUUACCGAACAAGCCAUUAAACCUUUUACUCUGUACAUUUAAAA
This is a messenger RNA of Cyprinus carpio (common carp), 3789 nucleotides long. It is a transcript of the gene asap2b, whose product is annotated as ArfGAP with SH3 domain, ankyrin repeat and PH domain 2b. Gene Ontology annotation, molecular function: protein binding; GTPase activator activity. Gene Ontology annotation, biological process: positive regulation of GTPase activity. The record is from RefSeq and is a predicted model, not a curated record. Gene Ontology annotation, cellular component: cytoplasm. Lineage: Eukaryota; Metazoa; Chordata; Actinopteri; Cypriniformes; Cyprinidae.